AUGUCAUACUCGAAGAGCAGUGAACUUUUGUUUAAAGUGCUCAUCAUUGGUGAGGGAGGCACGGGGAAAACGUGUCUGAUUCGUCGAUAUGUGCACGGCAUUUUUCUAGCCACAAAUAAGGCCACAAUUGGUGUGGAUUUUGCCUUAAAGGACGUUGUACAUGCCGCAACAAACCGCAACAUUACACUGCAGCUUUGGGAUAUUGCGGGGCAGGAACGGUAUGGCCAAAUGACACGAGUGUAUUAUCAAGCAGCCGCUGGGGCUAUCAUCGUUGCCGACAUUACACGACCGGAGACACUUGACCUGGCGGUGAAGUGGAAGCAAGAUGUAGACAGCAAAGUCUUUCUCGGUUCCUCCGGCAAAUCUAUCCCAUGUAUCCUGCUUAUUAACAAAGUGGACCUGCUCCCACACGGUGUGCUGGCGGCUUCGGUUGCAGAAGACGGUACGGGUCACCCUGGUUUUGCUGAUGAAAGGGGUAUUCAGAAAACAAAGGAAGAGAUGAAUGCCUUCUGCACGGAACAUGGAUUUGAGGCGUGGUUUGUAACCAGCGCAAAGGAAAACAAAAACGUGGAUGUUGCCUUUCAAAAACUGGUGGAUUGUGUUCUGAAGGCAACGGAUGCCUUAGGCGGCACUGAGACCGCGCAGGAGGCGGCAAAAGAAAAGAACACUAGUGGAAAAGUUCUCCACGGUAACCGGACGAGACGGGAAGAAAAGUCGGGCUGCUCCUGUUAA
Molecule: messenger RNA, 732 nt
Organism: Trypanosoma cruzi
Lineage: Eukaryota; Euglenozoa; Kinetoplastea; Trypanosomatida; Trypanosomatidae
Product: small GTP-binding protein, putative
Exons: 1
Coding region: 1-732 (243 amino acids)
Biological process (GO): vesicle-mediated transport
Cellular component (GO): trans-Golgi network; vesicle; Golgi apparatus
Molecular function (GO): GTPase activity; GTP binding
Source: RefSeq, a predicted model, not a curated record